AUGGGCAACUGUGCAGCUCCUCAGAUCACUAGAAAUGGCGGCCUCGCCAAGACCACCCACCACCAUAACUGGCCAUCCUCAUCUCCUCCAUCCACGCUCAAGCUCAUUCACAUGGACGGAAGACUGCAAGAGUUCACUCAAACCAUCAAGGCCUCGUACCUCCUAUCCCAAAACCCUAACUGCUUCCUCUGCAACUCAGAGUCCAUGUUCAUCGACGCCAUCGUCCCUUGGAUCCACGAAGAGGAAGACCUCUGCUUGGGCCAGCUCUAUUUCCUCUUGCCUCUCUCCAUGUCCCGAGUCCCGCUCUCUUUCCGGGAGCUCUGCAUGCUCGCCACCAAGGCCAGCGCGGCGCUCGAGAGUGGCUCGAGUCUGAGGAGGAGGAAGGACGGAGUUCCAUCUAGGGUGGCUCACCGGAGAAGGUGUCGAGCUCCAACCGGGUUCGGGCGCCAUGAGAUUGGAGUUGUGUGA
Messenger RNA from Rhodamnia argentea, 468 nucleotides. RefSeq lists its product as uncharacterized. The record is from RefSeq and is a predicted model, not a curated record. The transcript has a single exon. NCBI's taxonomy places the organism in Eukaryota, Viridiplantae, Streptophyta, Magnoliopsida, Myrtales, Myrtaceae. The coding region runs from base 1 to 468 and encodes 155 amino acids.